AAUAGUAGUCUUUCUGCUGUCUUUGUCAAAAAAAUAAAUGAACUAGACAAUUUACUCCAGAAGAAACCACCACCCAACUUGGAUUCUUAAUGCUUUUUCUUCCUGACAAACAUCAUCAAUACAAUUCCAUGAUUCCAAUUUCCAUCAAUCAUAUUUGUCCAUAAUUCGUCAAUUAUGAACAAUAAAUAACCCACCUGUUUGUUCUUCUUAGUAUGCUUAGUUUUAAGUGAAGCCAUAAUUGUUAGAAAAUGGGGAGUGCUUUACUUGGUACUGUUUCUUCAAUGUUGUUGCUAAUUCUUUUCUGGGUUGUGUUUCCCCAGUUUGGUUCAAGCAGCAAUCUUUGUGAAAGAACAUCUGCUAAAGAAGGCUCUUCAGGAAAUUGCUGAGGAAAUGAGAAAAAUGGAUUGGAACUUCGAAAAAGAUCCUUGCAGUAAUCACACAAGCUGGUUUUCCGAAAGGGACCCAGCUAGGGUAACCUAUGUUAAUCAAGUGACAUGCAAAUGUUUUGGUGGGAAAUGGCAUUUGACUAAUAUGUAAUUUGAAGUGGAAGGAAACUAAAUAACAGGAAAGUUCCAUUUUCAACUUUUCAUUUCACUUUCCACUUGAAAAAGUGUGGAGUUUGGAUGGAGAGAAAGCGAGCAUUAUCUCUCUCUUUCUCUUUGGAGAUCAAACUAGGAAUGCAAUAUUGUAUACCACUAUACCUUUCAAGUCUCCAACAGUUGGCUUAUUUUGCUUGCUACUUGAACAGGUCCCUUAAGGGUCAAGAUCUUUCUGGUGGUCUUCCAAAGUCUUUAGUGAAGUUACACUACCUCAAGACAAUUGAUCUGUCGAGGAACCUUCUAAGUGGUAGGAUACCAGAAGAAUGGGCUAAAAUGAAACUGAAAUAUGUGUCUCUUAUGGCCAACCGACUGUCCGGUCAAAUUCCAAAAUAUCUGGGGAACAUUACGACUCUCCUUUAUCUAAGCAUCGAGAGCAAUUUAUUUUCUGGAACUGUUCCUGCAGAGCUUGGGAAGCUGGUCAACCUUAAAAUUCUAAUCCUUAAUGAUAACAAUCUUGGUGGACAGUUACCAAUUGAGCUACAUAAGCUGGCGCGCUUAACUGAACUGAAGAUAAGCAGUAAUAAAUUCAGUGGACGAAUACCUGAUUUUAUUCAGAAAUGGAAACAGCUUAAAAAGCUAGAGAUUCAAGGGAGUGGCUUUAGUGGGCCAAUACCACUCAGCAUCUCUCUUCUUACCAACUUAGUUGAACUAAGGAUUAGUGAUCUAAAUGGAGAAGGUUCUAAGUUUCCGUCCCUAGAGAAUUUGACACAUUUGGUGCGAUUGAUGUUGAGGAGCUGCAAAUUGUAUGGAUCUAUUCCUCGCUACAUAGCAAACAUGUCAAACUUGAAAAUUCUGGAUCUCAGCUUCAACAAAUUGAAUGGAUCUAUUCCAAAUGAGCUUCAAUAUAUUAAUUCAUUGCAAAACAUGUAUUUGGCAAACAAUAUGCUAAGUGGACCCAUUCCCGGAUGGAUCACAAACAAAGUGGACAGCAGCCACAUUGAUCUUUCAUACAACAAUUUUGAUAAAAGUUCUGCACCAUCUUCUUGCAAUAAAGAGACCUUAAACUUAUACAGAAGCUUUUCAGGGGAAGGGAGCCUAAAAUCAAGUGUAUGCCUGAAGAACUUUCACUGUAGAGCUCAAUAUUCAUUGCAUAUCAACUGUGGUGGGACAGAGACCACCAUCAGAAAGUCUACCUAUGACGAAGAUGACGAACGUGGGGGUGCUGCAAAGUUUGUUCCCAGAAGGGCAGAAUGGGGAUUUAGUAGUAGCGGGGAGUUUUGGUAUUCACAAGUACCUAGUAAUUAUAUAGCAAAAGGCAAUCCAUUGCUAGGACUGAAGGACUCAAAGCUGUACAUGACAGCACGGUUGUCAGCUACAUCUUUAACAUACUAUGGGAGUUGCUUGGGAAAAGGAAACUACAGUGUUACGCUCCACUUCCAUGAGAUAGUUUUUGCUAACAAUUCUUAUUCUAGUCUUGGAAGACGCAUUUUUGAUAUCUAUAUUCAGGAUAAACUUGUUCACAAGAAUUUUAAUAUUUUAGAAGAAACAAAUAAAACUAAUACGGUGGUGAAGAAGGUAUUUCAACACAUACCAGUGAAUGAUAUUAUAGAAAUCUGUUUCUACUAUGCUGGAAAAGGGAGCACAGGAAUUCCUGUCAGAGGAACAUAUGGCCCACUUAUAUCAGCAAUUUCUGUCAAGUCUGAGUUCAAACCUCCUCUCGAUAGACGAAAGAUUACAAGAAUUUCAGGUGGAGUUGCAACUUUUUUGUUGUGCACCACUAUUGUUGGUAUUUUCAUUUGUUGGCGGAAACACCGCUCGAAAGACAUGGCUUCAAGAGAACAAGUUCUCGCCGGACUUGAUCUGCAAACUGGGUUAUUCACUUUUAGACAAAUUAAAGCUGCCACCAACAACUUCAGUGCUGACAGUAAGAUUGGAGAAGGUGGAUUUGGUACAGUAUACUUGGGAAUACUCUUAGAUGGCACCCAUAUUGCGGUGAAGCUACUUUCUUCAAGAUCUAAACAGGGGAAUCAAGAAUUUGUGAAUGAAAUAGGCAUGAUCUCUGGUUUGCGUCAUCCAAACCUGGUAAGGUUGUAUGGAUGCUGUGUUGAGGGAAGCCAAUUGUUCUUGAUAUAUGAAUAUAUGGAGAACAAUAACCUUGCCCGUGCAUUGUUUGAUAAUAGUCAGCUGAAAUUGAAUUGGCCUACUAGGCAGAAGAUUUGCAUUGGUGUAGCAAGAGGUUUGACCUUUCUGCAUGAGGAAUCAACUAUAAAAAUUGUUCAUAGAGACAUCAAAGCUACAAAUAUACUGCUUGAUAAAGACCUCAAUGCUAAGAUCUCAGACUUUGGGCUGGCUAGACUUGAUGAAGGAGGGCGUACCCACAUUAGCACUAGAGUUGCUGGAACAAUAGGAUACAUGGCGCCAGAAUAUGCAUUGUGGGGUUAUCUGACAUAUAAAGCAGAUGUCUACAGUUUUGGGGUCUUCGCAUUAGAGAUAGUUGCUGGUAGAAGCAAUACAAAUUUUAAGCCAGAUGACAAUUAUUUCUGCCUCCUAGAUUGGGCCUUUGCUCUACAACAACAGAAAGGAAAUAUAAUGGAGCUGGUGGAUCCAAAACUUGGGACUGACUACAAGAAGGAAGAAGUUCUCAGGAUGAUCAAGAUUGCUCUGUUGUGCACUAAUCCGUCACCAGCAGUAAGACCUGUGAUGUCCGAGGUACUAAGCAUGCUUGAAGGAAGUAUGGUUGUGCAAGAACUAACUUUAGCACCUGGUAUACACAGUAAUGACUGGAUUUAUCAGGCUUCCAGAAGAUAUCAUGAUAUGCCUUCGGAUAGUGAGACUCAAAGCCUAAUUUGCUCUCUAGGUGCAAGAAAUAAUAUUCCUACUCAUCAGCCUAAAUCUUCAGUAAUUGAAGGUGAUCAAAUGUAAAAUUUUAUCAUUAGAUUAGCUCUCAUAAGAUGUUUCUAUUCAAGAUAUCGGCCUUUUCCUCGGUCGUUUUGAAGGUGUAUGUAUUUGGUUUCUAUUCAUAUUUAUGUUCUCGGUGUAAUGAGUUUUUGUCAUAUUAUUUAAGUUGAAGAGAAAAGAUAUGGAAAUUUUAGGGUGGAAUGAGUACA
Messenger RNA from Beta vulgaris subsp. vulgaris (sugar beet), 3646 nucleotides. RefSeq names its product probable LRR receptor-like serine/threonine-protein kinase At1g07650. Bases 624 to 3461 code for a protein of 945 amino acids. The record is from RefSeq and is a predicted model, not a curated record. Gene Ontology annotation, biological process: protein phosphorylation. Lineage: Eukaryota; Viridiplantae; Streptophyta; Magnoliopsida; Caryophyllales; Amaranthaceae. Gene Ontology annotation, molecular function: ATP binding; protein kinase activity; protein binding. The transcript is spliced from 25 exons.